Molecule: messenger RNA, 2314 nt
Organism: Astrephomene gubernaculifera
Lineage: Eukaryota; Viridiplantae; Chlorophyta; Chlorophyceae; Chlamydomonadales; Astrephomenaceae
Source: the annotation of a GenBank genome assembly
AGGUCCUGCGCACUUAGCUCUAGGUGAUAGGGCACUGGCGUAGCCAGUAGCUGUAGGGUCAUUUUCCGGGUGUCGUUAAUCAGAACCCUACGUCUCUAUCAACAGACUUUGGGAUCAGAGUAAAACGACAAUGGCCACCAUCAUGAAGGCCCAGGGCAUGCGUGUGGGUCUGCCCACGCGCCGUCCUGCUCCUGCGGCGCCAGUGAUGCGGGCCGCGCCUGCUCCUGCUCUGCGCGCCACUCUUCGCAUGCCGGCUCUGCCAGUUGUCCGUGUUGCCCAGAAGGCUACGGCUAUGGGCCGUCGCACGCUGACCGUCACGGCCUCGGCCGCUCAGCCUGCUUCGCCCGCCCCGGCCCCUGCGAAGCCCGCGUUCAAGUGGGGUGCUAACAUGAAGGACCUGGCUAUCUGCGUGGGUAUUGCCACUGCCCUCUGGUUUGUGCCGCCCCCGGCUGGCGUGACUGCUAAGGCGUGGCACCUGCUGGCGGUCUUCAUCGGCACCAUUGUCGGCAUCAUCACGACGCCCCUGCCCCUGGGUGCUGUCGCUGUUAUCGGCCUGGGUGCGGCGAUGGUGACGAAGGUCCUGACCUUCGCCGAGGCCUUCAGCGCUUUCGCGUCCGAGAUUCCCUGGCUCAUCGCCAUUGCGUACUUCCUGGCUGGCGGCUUCAUCAAGUCGGGUCUGGGCAACCGCAUUGCCUACGCCAUCGUGGGUGCCCUGGGCAAGACCACCCUGGGUCUCACCUACGCGCUGGUGUUUGCUGAGGCGCUGCUGUCGCCCGCCAUCCCCUCCGUGGCUGCCCGCGCUGGUGGCAUCUUCUUCCCGCUGGCCAAGGCUCUGUGCCUGGCUUGCGGCUCCGACCCCGAGAAGGGCACCCAGAAGAAGAUGGGCGCCUACGUCAUGAAGACCUGCUUCCAGACCACCACCGUCUCCUCCGCCAUGUUCAUCACCGCCAUGGCUGCCAACCCCCUGGCCGUCAACCUGGCCGCUGCCGCCGGCAUCAACAUCAGCUGGGGCACCUGGGCUCUUGCGGGUCUGGUGCCGGGUCUGGUAUGCCUGGUGGCAGUGCCGCUCAUCCUCUACGUGCUCUACCCGCCGGAGGUCAAGGACACCCCUGACGCCCCCGCCGCUGCCGCCAAGGAGCUGGCCAAGCUGGGCCCCAUGAGCACCAACGAGAAGAUCACUGCGGUCGCUUUCGCCAUCACCGUGGCUCUGUGGAUCUUCGGCGGCUCCUUCGGCAUCAACGCGGUGGCGGCUGCCAUCGUGGGUCUGUUCAUCCUGCUGGUGACCAACGUGACCACCUGGAAGGAGUGCCUCAACAACAACGCGGCCUGGGACACGCUCACCUGGUUCGCGGCGCUGAUCGCCAUGGCGGCGGCGCUCAACAAGUACGGCUUCAUCCCCUGGCUGUCCAACACCGUGGUCAAGGUUGUGGGCGGGCUGGGUCUGGGCUGGCAGGGCGCCUUCGGCAUUGUGGUCGCCCUCUACUUCUACUCCCACUACUUCUUCGCCUCGGGUGCCGCCCACAUCGGUGCCAUGUACACCGCCUUCCUGGCCGUGGCCACCGCCUGCGGCACCCCGCCCAUGCUGGCCGCCAUUGCUCUGGGCCAGCUGUCCAACCUGAUGGGCUGCCUCACCACGUACGGCAUCGGAUCCGCGCCGCCGUACUUUGGCGCCGGCUACGUGCCGCAGGGCGACUGGCUGAAGCUGGGUGCGAUUCUGUCGGUGUUUUACCUGGCUGUGUGGCUGGGCGUGGGAGGUGCCUGGUGGAAGGUGAUUGGCCUGUGGUAAGGAGCAGGAGGAGGAGGAGGGGUGAUGCCUUGGCAGAGGAAUGGGGAGGAUGGAGGCGGCCGUGGAGUGUAGUAGAGGGCGGUUGUGUUGAGGAUUUGGUUGCUGGUUGUGUCGUCGUGGCAUGAGAGCCUUUUUUGGCACUGUGCCGCUGCGAGAAACCGCGGAAUUUUGGAGUUGUGUGUACCCGGGUUAUAUUCUUUUUGGUGUAAUUGUUGGCCCAACGUGCGGUAUGAGCCUUGCAUGCUCAAACUAAGCGGUGCUUGCGUGUGUGUGUACGAAUUAGACUUUUGAGGAGAAGACUAUGUGUGUGUGCUAAAGUACACCUCUUAUUGCUUAUUACGCCACACCCCUGUCGCUCUUUUUGCGGCUGGCUGGGCCGGUUGUUGUUGCAAUUCGGGACGGCUGCAGGGAGGGUAGCACUGCGACACGCAUGUUGUGCUGCCCCGUCAUGCAUGCCGGUACCGGUAUAAUUCGUAUAAAGGGAGCAUCGGGUGAGCCAUCACCACCACCAUGUUGCUUGCCUGUAAG